Molecule: messenger RNA, 735 nt
Organism: Eurytemora carolleeae
Lineage: Eukaryota; Metazoa; Arthropoda; Copepoda; Calanoida; Temoridae
Gene: robl
Product: dynein light chain roadblock-type 2
Exons: 4
Coding region: 5-301 (98 amino acids)
Biological process (GO): microtubule-based movement
Cellular component (GO): centrosome; cytoplasm; cytoplasmic dynein complex
Molecular function (GO): dynein intermediate chain binding
Source: RefSeq, a predicted model, not a curated record
GAAAAUGGCAUCAGAGGUUGAGGAGACUUUGAAGCGACUUGUCGGACACAAGGGUGUGAUUGGUACAAUUGUUGUAAACAAUGAGGGAGUUCCUAUCAAAUCUACCCUGGACAACCCUACAACAGUACAGUACAGUGGUCUACUCAACAAUCUUGUGGAUCAGGCAAAGACAAUGUUCAAGGAGUUGGAUCCCAGCAAUGAUCUCACUUUUCUCAGGAUUAGAACCAAGAAACAUGAGAUUAUGGUUGCACCUGAUAGAGACUAUCUUCUGAUAGUUAUUCAAAAUACGCAGGAUAGCUAGGCAGCUAACCAGUAACUACCAGAGCAUAGAAGCCAGAAUAUGUCGGGGUUUGAAAGAUUUCACUUGUAAAACAUUCGCGGAUUUUAGGUUGUUUUGAAUUCAUUUUAAUGCAAUAGAUAACCAAGAAUGGAGGGGGAUUUCUUUUAUUUUAAGGGGAGGGGGUCGUACUUUCUGAUAACUCUGUUUCUCGAUUUGUUUUUUCAAUAUUAAUUAAACACAUAUUGCUUAAUUAUGUCAUUUACUAAAUACUGAUUUAUAUAUUGAUUGAUUAAUAUAUUCUCAUAUUGUAAUACAUGCACUUAAUCUCACAAUAAAACAAUUCUUAAUUAUUAUAAAAUUUAUAAUUAAAUUUUGCACAUCUAUUUGCACUUAAUGUGAUAUUUGUCAGUUAUUCAAAAUUAAAAUAAAUCUUACAAUAAUAUUUCAUCCUGUAA